AUGAUGCAGACAGCCCUUUAUAAGCCCGUGGCUAUGACACUCCUCCCUGAAGCUUCUCCCCCUAUUACCUCACUCAAAGGACCUUCCCCCCUUGUUAUUACUUCUUCUGUCCAAGACCUCCCUCUGGAGCCCUCUCGCGCCGUCGUCAUCGUAUAUGGCCCCAACCAGGAGACUAUCGUCCAGGUUGUUGCCGAGAUUCUGGGAAAGCCAUGGACGACGGAACCGUCGCUGUCAACGCUCGGGCGGGGUAGCACUGCUGUCGUCAUUGGUAUAUUAGCUGACGAACUGGGUCGCAGCCUAAAUGGGUGCGAGAAACCCACCGGCAUCUUGGUCAACACGCACUGCGUUGAUGAUGGGUCGUUUCCGGACGAAUCGCUCACUGAUCGCUGCGAUUAUGAGUUUCUGUAUUCUCUUCGGAGUCCUUACUUUCGGCGCGAUUUGACUCGGUUUUUGUCUCUGAUCUUGGGUCAAACCAGACCACACGAAGACUUGAAGACCAAGAACCGCACUAAUUUUAUUUCCACAACCUUUCCGGAUGUCCAUGCGGCUCUGCCCAACCUCGACAUCUUGUCGGUAGGCUCUGAUGCAGUCGAGAUCCGUGUAGAUCUUCUGGUCGAUCCCUCGCCUCUGAGCGUCUCGGGCCCAGUUCCCAGCCUGCGAUACGUCGGGCAGCAACUGAUGCUGCUUCGGCAGCAUACCGAGCUACCAAUCAUCUUCACCACCAGGUGCACUAAGGAGAAUGGUAAGUUCCCCAUGAACGACCCAGGACUCUUUUAUAAGUACCUUCGCCGGGCGAUUCAGUGGGGUGUCGAGUAUAUAGAUGUCGAGUUGUGGCUGCCGGAGGAUAUUCGAAGACGACUAGCGGAAGCCAAGGGUAACAGCAUCAUCAUGUCAGCAUUUCAUGAUUUCUCAGGGACUUGGAAGUGGACCUCGCCUGAUGCACCGCGGAUCUUUGCGGAAAGCGCCAAGUACGCGGAUAUUGUGAAAAUGAUUGCUAUGGUCAAUACGAUCGAGGCCAACUACGAACUCGAGUACUUUCGAUCGACGAUCAAGAGAGCCCACGGAUCGUAUCCGCUCCUAUCGGCGGUUAACAUGGGCCAGAUGGGUCAGCUUUCACGAGCCCUCAAUACUGUAUUCUCACCCAUUACGCACCCACUGUUACCAAUGAUCGCAGCACCGGGACAACUAACCGCGGCGGAGAUAAAUGAGGCUCUCCAUAUUAUGGGCCACUUGCCCAAGCGGGAUUUAUAUGCUAUUGGAUCAUUUCGCGCAACACCACAGUCAAUGUUCAUGGAGAAAUGCUUUAACGAACUUAGCCUGCCGCAUACGCUGACAUCAAUUGAUCGUGGGCCCACGGGCUCUAUUGAGCGUGUGAUCACCCAGCCCUCCUUUGGUGGAGCUUCAGUACAUCCACCGAUCUCGAGCAACGCCACAUGUAUUCUCGCAGCCAGUGAGGCGGCACAUGCAAUUGGAUUAGUUGAUACGAUCGUAGCAGCGGAAAGCGCGGCACCCAAGCCCCAAUUAGUCGGGGAGAAUGCGACGUGGAAGGGAAUCCGGGCAACACUGACACGAGACUAUGUACCAUCAGCAUAUAGCGGUCGAGCGGCAAUCAUCCUCGCCGGUAGUGAGAGCGAAGCAUCGGCGGCUAUUUUCGCACUGCGCAGCUUAGGUGUUGGCGCGAUCUACACGGUGGGGUUCCGGGCGAGCGGGCCGCUGGCCGAUGGAUUAGAGCCAUUCACGUCGAUCCAGUCUGUGAAACUGGUCGAGCAACCAUUUGUCAUCGUGUCAGCGCUCCCACCAGAGAAGUCAUUACUAGUACAGCCGUUGCUGCGACACUACCGAACCAGUGGCCGGGCCUCACCACCAUCUACACGAGGGAAAGUGUACCUCGACUUGACCCGAGGUGAACGCACGGGAGAUCCUGUAGGAGUCGCUGUGCGGGCGGGAUGGACAGCAUAUGGGAUAGAAGAUGUGAAUGCAUGGACCACGGUUGAGACGCUAAGGCUGCUUGUGGGGCAGAAUGUACCAUUUGAUUUUGUGCGAAUGGCGUCGGGCAGGAUCCUUUCUCCUCUUCAACCUCACAGGUCUCACCACAUAGGCAAGCAUAUGUCAUGUAAUGUGGCCAUGUCCCGACCUCAGGUCAGCAUCGACCGGCUUACCCCCCGCCGAGUCAUUGCCGAACCGCGAGAGUCGAUGAACUGCAAAUCAUGCCGGAAGAGGAAGAUCAAAUGCAACCGGCUGCGCCCGAGCUGUGAGGCUUGCAAGGUGUUCCAGUGCCCUUAUGCUGUACCAAAAAAGCGUGGCCCUAAAACUGAUGUCUUGGAGGCCCUUCUCAAGCGCGUCGACGGCCUAGAAAAACGUCUCCAGGAUGACAACCAUCCCCUGUCGCCCACCUCCUCUGCCUCUCCGACAAAGCCGAUGGAACAACUUUUGGCGCAGGUGAACUUUCACCCCCCGCCUUCAUCCCAUGCAUUCCGCCCACCUCCCGCGCCCCAGCAGUCUUCACACAGCCAUAGGCUACCUGACUCAAUGCUGGAUGUUUAUUUUGCACGACUCCAUGGCAGGCCCUAUUUUAUCUUGGACGAGCCUGUAACCCGCCAGCGACAUCAGCGAGGGCAGCUAGCCGUUUGUUUAGCCAUGGCCAUUCAUGCCCUUACAAUAAGAUAUACCGUUCUAAAUCCUUCGGCCCAAGGUCUGGACUACGCUCAACAGGCCCGGCGCUUGGUGGACAUAGACGAUCCUUCCAUUGAAGGACUGCAAACUCUCUUGUUAUUAUCACAGACCUUUUUCGCCUAUGGGUAUGGUAGGAAGGCCUACAUGACGUUGAGCAACGCUGUUGCUAUGGUCCUUGCUUUAAACCUAUAUAGCGAGCUACCCUCCCAAAGCCCUGCCCGUAGUGCAGAACGUGAGAUGAGACGCCGUCUAUUUUGGACGGCUUAUACCAUGGAUCGAUUUCUCACCUGUGGUUCCAGGCGGCCCUGUCUACUCGCUGACCACUCCAUCGUUUUACGUUUACCUUCGGUUGGAUCCGACACCGGCGAAUGGUUCAACCCGGUCGGUCCUAACGUCCAGUUCACAUCGGACCGUCGCAAGGGCCCAGGUGCUCCUGCUCUUCUAGUUGAUAUUACUCGUAUUCUAGGCGUUACCCACCGCUACUUGGCUGCCGGUGGUGUCAAAGGUGACUCGCACUUUCCUUGGCAUGCACUUUCCAAUCUGUCCAAGAUUCGUCAGGAACUUGACAUCUGGGCGGCAGGCACACAGGACUUGUUCGCUUCUAUUGAGGCCCUGUUUGGUCAUCCAGAGAGCACGCUCCUGCUUCUCAGCAAGUUGAUAUACCAUCUUGUUCACUGUUUGCUCUAUCGACCGUUUCUUCCCAUUGAUCUUGCUGAGCUCCGGGGGACGGGCCAACAUCAGUCAUGGCAGAUCGAGGCUACCACUCUCUGUUUCUCGCAUGCCAAUGCCAUUGCUGAGCUGGUUGAGCUAGCGCGCCAUGCCCCCCGCAUUGAAUGGCCUGAUUUAAUUGCCUACUGUGUAUGUACCGCCGGCACGGUCCACACCCACGGCGUGCAUUACAAUGGUCGCGAAGGCGAAGUAUUCGCGUCGAGCGCUGACUUCCUAACACGUGAGAUGAACCAGCUGUUAUGGCUGCGCCACUCGUGCUCAGGAGUCCAGCAUCAGCGUGAAAUGCUGCAAAGUAUUUCGGCAUGUCACGCAGAGCUCGUGCGAACCCUAGCUGCGCGUCCGGUGCGGUUUGCGCCAGUCUUUCAUUUGGAGGACUUUCUGGAUCGGUAUCCUGGUUUAGCCGUCGAAGGGGCCCAUGUAAGAUUAGUGGAUAUGGAUGAACUAACGAUUUAUCCGGCGAUACCACCAGCUACUCCAACUCUCCCGUCUCGGCCCGGCCAAAGCAAUUCUAUUAGCUUUAACCCACCUCAUGCAUCACCUUCACCAUGGCUUGACGCCGACUUGAACCUGACGGACAGCAGUCUCGGAUUUUCUCCCUCAGCUGUAAACUCCUCUCCAGCCGCAUUCCUCUCCGAGCCAUUCACCGCGCCAACACCACCGCCACAGCCGCAGUACGCCACCUUUCCAUUUGAAGCGUCCGUUCCAGGAGCGGCUCUGACACCGGACACCCAGUCACAGGGCAGCACUUCGGGGGCGGGAGCGGGGGCGGGCGAUCCCGGCUCCUCCGAGAAGGACCCAUUCCUGAGCCUAUUAGAACAGCUGGCGGAAAACGAACACUCGCAAGGGGGACCCAGCGAGUUGGACUUCUUCCUAGGGGAGAGCUUAGAGGCGCCCGCGGAGGGAUGCCCGAAUGAAGUCGUUGAUGCUUAA
Messenger RNA from Aspergillus alliaceus, 4332 nucleotides. RefSeq lists its product as uncharacterized. Lineage: Eukaryota; Fungi; Ascomycota; Eurotiomycetes; Eurotiales; Aspergillaceae. Gene Ontology annotation, biological process: regulation of DNA-templated transcription; DNA-templated transcription. Gene Ontology annotation, molecular function: DNA binding; DNA-binding transcription factor activity, RNA polymerase II-specific; zinc ion binding. The transcript has 7 exons. Bases 1 to 4332 code for a protein of 1443 amino acids. Gene Ontology annotation, cellular component: nucleus. The record is from RefSeq and is a predicted model, not a curated record.